Molecule: messenger RNA, 5066 nt
Organism: Mesocricetus auratus (golden hamster)
Lineage: Eukaryota; Metazoa; Chordata; Mammalia; Rodentia; Cricetidae
Gene: Mefv
Product: MEFV innate immuity regulator, pyrin
Exons: 10
Coding region: 176-2368 (730 amino acids)
Molecular function (GO): zinc ion binding
Source: RefSeq, a predicted model, not a curated record
GUAGCCUGGUCCCUGGACACGCCCUCAUUAGUCUCAGUUCCCACCAAAGCCUAUGGUGUUUCCUGUGCCUUGCCCGUUAUUUCACAAGCUAUUUCUUGCUUGAAGUUUCGGGGGAGAGGUCUUUAUCUUCUCCCAGAAGCCACGCAGCUAGAUACAGUUCCUCCUGGCCAGCACCAUGGCCAAGACUCCUGGUGACCAUCUGCUAAACACCCUGGAGGAGCUGCUGCCCUAUGACUUCGAGAAGUUCAAGUUCAAGCUGCAGAACACUAGCCUGGAGAAGGGUCACUCUCGGAUCCCCCGGGGCCAUCUGCAGAUGGCCAGGCCAGUAAAGCUGGCCAAUCUGCUGCUCACCUACUAUGGCGAAAAGUAUGCUGUAAGGCUGACCCUGCAGAUCCUCAGGGCCACUAACCAGCGCCUACUAGCAGAGGAGCUUCGCAAGGCCACAGGACUAGAACAUUUAACAGAAGAAAAUAGGAUUGGUGGUUCUGUCCAGUGUGGAGAGAGUAAUCCCAGGAGUGUAAAAGCACCAGAUGUCCUGGAAGGUGAUGGAUCAGGCAGCCUGACACCCAGCCAGUCUGACGUGGACAAGGGGUUCCAGAAGAAGUCUCUUGUCAAAAAGAGGGAUCAGAGGGGCCCUGAGAGCCUGGACUCACAGACCAAGCCAUGGGCCAGGAGCACAACACCACCCUAUAAAAAAACUGUGAUCAACACCCAGUUCCCAGCAGACAAGGAAGGAGGGGCAAGUGCCCAGCUCCGCAGGAAUUCCAGCUCUGCAGGGAGGCUGCAGGGAUUCUGCAACAAUGUCCCUGGGAGAAGAGAAUGCAAGAAAGCUGAAGCAUAUUUACCUUCAGGAAAGAAGCGACCCAAAAGUCUUGAAAUUACCACUUACUCAAGCGAAGGAGAACCCCCAAAUUCAGAAGCUCUUCUGAGUCCAGAGAAAACAAUGAAUGGAAAUCCACACCCAGCCCCUACUCCCAUGGGAGUAAAUAUCUUGAAUGAGGGGACUGCCGGGGCUCUAGAAAAGGGCUCAGGGAAUCCAGAACCUCCCACGGCCCCCAAUGAAGAAACAUCUAGGAACACGCCUUCCAAAACACCGUUGACUGCAGAUGGCAAACACACUACAUCCUGGAAGGAAAAUGGAACUUGGAGUUCAGAAACCCCUGGGAGCUUAGGGAAGAUGGCUGGUAGCACAUUCUAUGAGUCCUACAAUCCAGAAGAGCCUUUGUCACUAUGUGAAAAACCAGCCCAAAUUCCAGAAGACCCAGCAUUCUUAGCAUCCACAGCUUGUAAAGGAAGGUCACAGGACAAGGCUGCAUGUCCUCUUUGCCACACCCAGGAAGGAGACCUGCAUGGUGGUGCUUGUGUGCAAAGCUCCUGCAGCUGUUCCAUUGCUCCUGGGGAUCCCAAGGCCCCAGGCAGAAGCUUACCCAUAUGCUUCCAGUGCCAAAGUUCACUUGCAGGAAAGAGCUGUGGAGACCAGAGCCCCCAGUCCCUACCACAGUGCCCACGUCACAUGAAGCAGGUACAGCUGCUCUUCUGUGAGGACCACAGGGAGCCCAUAUGCCUCAUCUGCAGGCUGAGUCAGGAGCAUCAAGGCCAUCGAGUGCGUCCCAUAGAGGAAGCUGCACUGGAGUAUAAGGAGCAAAUCCAGAAGCAGCUGGAGCGUCUGAGGGAGCUGAGGGGGUGUGUGGAAGAACACAGACUGCAGGGAGACAAGAAGACAGAGAACUUUCUGAAAGAAACAGAAACCCAGCAGCAGAGGGUUUCAUGUCCACUUGAGAAGCUGUACCAAUUCCUGGAGCAGCAAGAGAAACUCUUUGUGACCUGGCUACAGGAGCUAGGCCAGACCAUUGGCAAGGUCCGAGAGACAUAUGACACCAGGGUUUCCCGUGACAUUGCCCUCCUGGAUGAACUGAUUGGAGAACUGGAGGCCAAGCAAGACCAGCCAGAAUGGAAGCUCAUGCAGGACAUUGGAGUCACGUUGCACAGGGCCAAGAUGGUGACUGUCUCUGAGCCAUCAGCCACUCCUCCAGAUGUCAAGGAAAAGAUACACCUGCUCUACCAGAAGUCAAAGUUUGUGGAGAAGAGUAUGCAGUACUUCUCAGAAACCCUGCGCUCUGAAAUGGAAACAUUCAGUGCUGCGAAUGUAGCAGAAUGGGCCGAGGGUUUGAGUCCCAACACUUACCAGAAAUGGGAUGGUGGAAACACACAGGACUAUGACAUAGUACUUUAUCCAGAGGUGGAAGCUGGAGCUGCAGAGCCUCAGGAAGCUCAAGGCACACCUGAGCUACACGAGACCCUUUCUCAGAACAACAAACGAAAACUUAGAUCUCUCCUGAAAUGGAAACCUUCAUUUUUCCAGAACUGACUGGUGUUCAGGAAUGUGCUGUUUCUGGGGUUCUGACCCAGCAACCGCUCAGCCCAGCCUCAACUUCUCUGACAUGAAGAGUGUGAGAUUUGGAAACAAGUCAUACCUGCUGCCUAAUAGUCCCCAGAGAUUCUAAAGUCACAUCAUCACUCUGGAUACCCCUAGCUUUGACUCCAGCUGUCAUCACUGGGAGGCAGAGUUUGGAGACAAGACAAUGCGGGUCCUGGAAGUAUGCACAGCAUUGGCAAGCAGAAAGGGAACUGUAACUCUGCACGGAAUGGUACUGGGUCACAAUGAUGACAAAGCAAAAGGAAUCCACUUUUCUCCAAACCAGAGACUUCACACAGUGCCCAACACUGUUCCUCCAUUCUGGCCCCUGGCCUCGGAUCUUUCAUUCCUUCACCCAGCAGUCAUUAAUGAGGUAUCAGCUGAUAUGAGAUGUAAUAAAUAAGAAAACAACAUUAGGCUGGGGGGCUGAGGCAGGAUGGUGCCUGUGAGUUUGGGUCUAGCCUAUUGGAUUUCAGGUUACUCUGACUAUGGUCCAGCCUCCAUACAGAAAGAAAGAAAAAAAGAAAAUGAUACUAGUACCUGUACUAGUUAGUAUUCCUGUUGCUGUAAUAAAACUCCCUGGUUUGGGGGUCUGAUUCAUAGUUCAAGGGUUUAGUACAUCAUAGCAAAUCCGCCACGAUGGAAGGAACCUGAGGCAGCUGGUCACGUUGCAUCCACCACCAAAAGGCAGAGUGGCAAACUUUGAAAGCCCAUCUUCCUAUGCAGUCAGUCAGGACACAAAUCCAGGGAACGUUGCCACACACAUUAUAGGGUGGCUCUUCUCACCUCAAUCAACCGACACCAACACGCCUGGAGACUGCCGGAGAGUGAGCCUAAAUCUGUCGGAGCUGACAGCAGUAACCAUCAUAGUGCCAAAGACGCACACCAAAUGCUGGCAGGGGUACUCCCACACUGGUGAUCACAGGUGAAGAUGGCACACACAGCAAUGGCACGCAGUGGCCUUCAGAAGAGGAAGUGCAUGGCUACUGCGUUAUCCUGCAUGAAGCAGUACUCUCAGAUGUUCUUCAAACGCAAGGUUCCACUGCACUUUCCCUCUCAGGGUAUGUCCUGUCUGCCCUGGUCCGGGGGAUAUAAAACCUACAGAAAAUAAAGGUGUCCCAAGAGGAGCACACACUCUCUUUUGUUCUCACUCUUUUUUUUUCCUUUCUGGUUUUUGGAGACAGGGUUUCUCUGUGUAGCCCUGGCUGUCCUGGAACUCACUCUGUAGACCAGGCUGACCUCAAGCUCACGGAGAUGUACCUGCCUCUGCUGGGAUAAAGGUGUGCGCCACCAUUUCCCAGCUUCUUAAAGAAGUACAUCUCUGGGUUUUGAAGGUGAUGCCCUAAAGGUACCACCAUAUUGUCUCUCCAUAUGAUGUACCUCCAAGACUCUCCUUCCAUCUGGAGCCCCAGUCAUGGCCUUGAGACCCUUAUAUUCUAACCAAUCUCAUACCUGAAGGGAAUUUUGUAUCAGCUUCCUUUCAGGCAGACUGCUGCUAUUCUUAGCAUUAUAAAAUACUGUUUUGUAAUUUGCCUUUUAAUUUAUUCUAUUUAUUGGUUGUAUUGUACUACAUUAACAUAUAAUGAUUUAACCACAGCUUUGAAGGUAGGCUGUACAUAAUUUACCGGGUAACAAUGUUACUUUUGUAUCUAUGCAUGAAUGCAUAUGGUGUGUGCCUGUCUGCAUGAUGGUUAUACAUGUCUGUGCAAAUGUGCGUGUAUAUGGCACACGGAGAGCAGAGAUCGACCUCAGACCAUUCUCAGCUGCCAUCCUUUUUUGUUUUUUGUUUUUUUGCACAGGGUCUCUCCCUGGCUUGAAACUGGCUAAGUAGAGUAGGAUGACUGGCCUGCAAGCCCCAGGGGAUCCCCCAGUCUCCGCCUCCCCAGCAUUGUGAUGAUGUCUGCCUUUUUAAAACAGCAACAACAACACACACACACACGUUUUCUACUGUUCACUCACUUAAAUUUUGUAUAGUAAACUUUUUUGUGUAAGCAGAUACCUUUCAAAAAUUUUGUUGCCGGUUUUCAUACUCUUUAUUUUAAGCCAUAGUCAACUGGGUUGGCGAUUACUAGUGUUGACAUGCUUACAAAGAAAAAGUUCAGCAUCAUACUGGAGGCUGUCAUUUCAUUCGUUUAGGCAUGGGGUGUGACAGUCAGCCCUACCUAAUGGUGUUGUGUUUUUUGUUUGUUUUUUUGCCAAGAACUGACCUGCUCUAUCUCAGUCAUUGGAGUGCUCAGACUUGAAUAAUAAUUUACACAGGUCCCCUGUGAUGACUAAAAAAACUUAAUAUGGAGCAUCCCUUAAGGGCCGUUGACUUUUUGCUUUGGGAUGCCUGGGAGAUCCUAGUGGCCUGCAGGUGAGGUAAGAAUAGGAUAAUGGACUGUGAGGUAUUAACUUUGCUUCUGUAAAUCCUGCUAAUCGCUAUGGGAAAGUGACAGGAUAGGCUCUUCAUCGCAAUAGAGGGGGAAAGAAACAACUGAGGAAUGUAAUUGUCCUGCCCAGCUGUGGUUCCAUGGACAGUUGUAAUGCAUACCUUUAUGAUGUCUCCUUAAAACCCCGCUGUAAUCUCCCUUCCACAUGUAAUGAGUGCUCUUUGGCUCUAUGUUCGUGUCCUUCUGCUAGCAUUAAGAAUAAACUUAUUUAAUCUAAA